Messenger RNA from Acaulospora colombiana, 1845 nucleotides. Lineage: Eukaryota; Fungi; Glomeromycota; Glomeromycetes; Diversisporales; Acaulosporaceae. The record is from the annotation of a GenBank genome assembly.
AUGUCCAACAACAACAAUAAAGUCUUGUCAAAGUCUUCUAGCCGGAAGCUUUCCUUUCGAAGUAAAGAGUCAGUGAAUAUUAGUGAUUCUACGAAUACAAACAGUGGUUCCCUCAGCGGUAGCUUUAAUUCCGUUCGAGGAAGCAUCCGGCGAAUUCGUCGCGUCUCAGGUGCUACGACCUCCUCAAAUCCGAAUUCCAACUAUCCCGCUCAGCAAGAGGUGGUACCCGCUGUUAACAUGCAACCCUCUGCUUUUCCCUUCUCUCGUAUCCAGUCCACCAUAGCCGGUAUUGCUCGGGAACAAACCUCUCGUUUAAAGGAAAUAAGCAUAAGCCAGAAAACGGCAGAUUUAACGGCAGUUGUACAGGAGAUGAGCACUGAGCUGGGAAAGAAAGGUGCGGAAUUGGGUAAUAUGGCCAUGGAUCGAUGGAAAAAAAGAAAAGAAGACAAUCCACCCAACGGCCAUCUCUCACACAGUGAGAAUUCUAAGAAUGCGGUCGACAUCAACAUUCUUGGGGCACCCCUGAGGACAGCUGUCAUCUUAACUCGUGUCGAGAAGGACGUAAAGCAAAUUCGCAAGGAUCCAUUCAGGUACUGGCUACCCGCGAUCGUGGUGAGAUGCAUGGAAUUUUUGGACAAGUAUGGUUUGGAGGAGGUCGGCAUCUAUAGGAUACCGGGAAGCAGAACAACAGUGAUUCGUAUACGGGAUAUCUUCAAUGCUGGUGCCGAUUUGAACUUUUUGCAGAGCUCAAAAGAAGAUCCGCAUGCAGUGGCCGCACUUUUGAAAUCGUACUUUCGGGAGCGGUCGAAUCUUUUUAAAACCUUCAUUGAAAAUAUUGAUGUCGUCUUCGGCGACGGUUGUAAAAAUGAAAGCACGCUAUUGGAAAAUGAAAAACGUGAGCAGGAGGUGAAAGAAAAACGAACGCCGCAGAUAUAUCAUAAAACCUAUAUCUCGGAAGAUUUCUCUAAAAGCUUUGAGGACAUACUAACUCUCAACAAAAAAACCACGGCAAAUCCAUCGAGCCAUUCCUAUCCCUCCUCUUCUUCCAUAAAAGGGUACAACUUUAAGGACAACACGGAUGCAUCCAUUGACGAUCAGGAUAGUACUUUGAGAAAGUAUGUUUCAAACAACACUGCAGCAACACCGGCCACCUCAAUGGUGUCCAAUAAGACACCAGUAUCUAUUCAUAAGAGUACAUAUCUUCAACAAGCCAAUAAUAGCACAAUGAAUAACCCAUUUAGCGACGAUGAAUCCAUCUCGACGCUUAAAAAUGAGAUUCGAUCGGUGAACAUCGUAACGCCGAAAAGUGCAUCCUCCCCUCCGUUCCGUCUGAGGUCACGAUCCACAGGUCUGCGUGACAUACCUUUGACAAAUACCAUAGAGUUUCCUUUCGAUUCUUCAGAUAGCGAAGAUAAAGAUAAUCUCGAGAACCACGAAGAUGAUUCAACUUCACCUACGCUUAUGGCAUUUGAUUACGUUGAUAGGCAUGGUGCCAAGAAUUUGGGCGUACUAAAUCUAACAACAAGGAUACCAAACAACUGGGGGUCACAUGGUAAUGGUGUUGGAGACAACGGAAACAGUGUUGCACCUUCGUGGGUGAGGAGAAGAAGGCGAAGACCGGGUUUGGAAAAAACGGAGGAGUGGAAGAAAGCACUUUUGGAAGAUACGGAUGUUGAUACACCUCCGAAUGUGCCUGAAGAAAAUGAAAUGAAUCGCGAAAAUGAUAUGAAAGGUAUCAGCAAUGCCAAGGCAAUUAUCAAUAGGAUGAAUGGGAUCGGAGAUCCAUCGCAUGCUCGAGAAAAGACGAAAUCAUGCGUUCCAGUUGGAAAUUUAAUCGAUCUUUGA